Molecule: messenger RNA, 2485 nt
Organism: Chenopodium quinoa (quinoa)
Lineage: Eukaryota; Viridiplantae; Streptophyta; Magnoliopsida; Caryophyllales; Amaranthaceae
Product: abscisic acid 8'-hydroxylase 1-like
Exons: 7
Coding region: 191-1603 (470 amino acids)
Biological process (GO): sterol metabolic process; abscisic acid metabolic process
Molecular function (GO): heme binding; oxidoreductase activity, acting on paired donors, with incorporation or reduction of molecular oxygen, NAD(P)H as one donor, and incorporation of one atom of oxygen; iron ion binding
Source: RefSeq, a predicted model, not a curated record
UCUUCACAAUUUCAUCGCAAACUUAUUAUUUUUGUCUCAACAUUACUAGUAAUAUACUUACUGCUACUUACUAGUUAAUUUUAUUAUCAUCAUUCUUAUUCUUAUUCUUAUUCAUUCUUUCUCUUAUAUAUUUAUAAUUAACAAAACUCACUACUAUAUUUAUACUCACAAUACAAAAAAACAUAUAAAAAUGGUGAUCAUUUUGGUAGCUUUUGUUACAUUAGGUGCAAUUUUGAUCCUCAACUAUGCCCUGAAAUCCCCUGUUUUCGUCUUCUCCGGUCACCGCUUUCCUAAACUAUCCCUUCCUCCGGGUACCUUAGGAUGGCCUUACAUAGGCGAAACUUUCCAACUUUACUCACAAAACCCAAAUGUCUUCUUUGCCAACAAAGUUAAAAAGUAUGGUUCCGUGUUUAAGACACACAUAUUGGGUUGUCCAUGUGUGAUGAUUUCUAGCCCGGACGCGGCUAAAUUUGUUCUAUCAACAAGAUCAAAUUUGUUUAAACCAACAUUUCCUGCUAGCAAAGAAAGGAUGUUGGGUAAACAAGCUAUCUUUUUUCACCAAGGUGAUUACCAUGCCAAACUUAGGAAACUUGUUCUUCAGUCUUUCAUGCCCGGCGCUAUCAGAAGCUUUGUUUCUGAUAUCGACUCGAUUGCCUCACAAUCCCUUAAGUCUCUUGAAGGAUCCUUCAUCAACACCUUCCAAGAGAUGAAAACUUACACAUUCAAUGUGGCUCUGUUGUCAAUAUUUGGAAAGGAUGAGGUGAAUUACAGAGAAGAUCUAAAGAGGUGUUACUACAUAUUAGAAAAAGGGUAUAAUUCAAUGCCAAUCAAUUUACCAGGAACACUUUUCAAUAAAUCCAUGAAAGCUAGAAAAGAAUUGGCCCAAAUAUUGGCCCAAAUCAUAUCAACUAGAAGAGAGAUGAAGAAGGACCACCAAGACUUGCUAUCCUCCUUUAUGGGUGACAGAGAAUCCCUCACCGACGAACAAAUUGCUGACAACGUCAUUGGUGUCAUUUUCGCCGCAAGAGACACUACUGCCAGUGUCCUUACUUGGAUCCUUAAGUACCUCGCGGACAACCCCUCCGUACUUCAAGCAGUCACGGAAGAACAAGAAGCAAUAAUUAAAGAAAAAAAGGAGAAUGGAGAAGAAAAGGUACUUUGUUGGGCAGAUACCAAGAAAAUGCCCUUAACAAUAAGAGUAUUCCAAGAAACAUUAAGGGUAGCAUCAAUUUUAUCCUUCACUUUUAGGGAAGCUGUUGAAGAUGUUGAGUAUGAAGGGUACCUAAUUCCUAAAGGGUGGAAAGUACUCCCAUUAUUCAGGAAUAUUCACCAUAGUCCUGAAAAUUUCCCUGAGCCUGAGAAGUUUGACCCCUCUAGAUUUGAGGUGGCACCAAAACCCAAUACAUUCUUGCCAUUUGGCAGUGGGAUCCACUCAUGUCCUGGCAAUGAACUGGCAAAGCUAGAGAUUCUUGUUAUGUUACAUCACAUAACCACAAAGUACAGAUGGUCUAUCAUUGGCCCACAAAACGAAAUUCAGUAUGGCCCAUUUGCACUUCCCCAGAAUGGUCUUCCCAUUAAAUUAUCCCUCAAAAGUCAAGAUUAACUUAAAGUCCUAAAAUUGGGACCUUAUCUAAGCUAUUUUGAUCAAGAGGAUAACCAAAUUAGAUGAUAUUGGAUUUGAGAUGAGGAAAACAAUCUUUAUUGAUUUCCAAAGUGUUUUCAAAGUCUGGAAUUCCGGAUGAGAAAAAAUAAUGAGUAAAGUAGAGUCGACAACUCUCAUUAAACGGAUUGGAUUAUGUUCUUUAUUUUAUGGUUUGAAGUGAACGGAAGAGAUCAAGAAAGGAACCAACCUUCAAGGAAAUAAAUAGUAAAAGGGAAAUAAGGGCUUGUUUGGUUGCACAAAGAAAACGGGAAAGUGGAAAAUCAUGGGAAUUGGAAAUUAGAUGAGUUGUUUGGUUGACAAUAAAAAAUGUAAAUGUGGGAAUUGCAAAUUUAUGGGAAUUGUGACUUCUCAUAAAACAUGGGAGGUUAAUUACCUAACCCCCCUAGAUAAGUCAAAAUUCCCAUAAUUUGCAACUUCCUUGAUCCCAACCAAACAGUUUAGACAAUUCCUAGGAAUUGGAUUUAGGUAUUUAAUUCCCAUAAAAUACAAAUUCCCAUAUCAAACAAACAACACCUAAGAAGAGAGGAGCCAGAGCAAUUGUACAAAAGGUUCUCCUAAUAGCAACAAAUUUUGAAAGGAACUUUCAUAGUUUCAAGCUAUAGUAGUUUAAUAGUAACCAUUAUAUUUUUUAUUAUUUCUUUGUAUUACCCCUAAUUAUUUUUAGACUUUAAUUCUUUCCUAAGGGUAGGGAAAAAAAACAAGAAGUCCGUAAGGAAUAAUUCUUGAAAAAUUGUAUAUUUAGAUUAGAUCGUGUUGAUCAGAGUAGUGUGAUUUUUACAAGAUGCCGCAAGGCAAGUGAAUGAGAAAUUCUAUUGACAAUAA